AUGGGAAGAACUGGAUUAAUCCUUGUGUGUAUAUCUAUUCUUGUGUGCUGUGCAUUUUCUAUAACAAUAUUUCCACUGCCAGGGCAAAAAGUUCUUUUAACAAAAGAUUUUUAUGUGAGGCCCUCGCGUAUUGUUGCAGUUCCGGUUAUUUGUACUGCCACUGUUGAACCUGUACCCUUAACAAUACCAGAUAAAGACAAUAUUAUACCAACAAAUACUAAAAUAGCAUUACAGACACAAAAACUGUCGAACGUUGAAGUGACCUAUGAAACAGACGCAAUAGAUCACGCUAUAGAGGUUCGCCCUACUUCAUCUAUAUCAAUCACAUUUGAAGCGUUGGCGAAGAUGGGUAUUGCUGAAAAUGAAGCAACUCAACUAAGAAGCUCAACAAUGGAAGCAUUCGGAGCCAUCGCACCGACAAAAGUCUUGCCAACAAUUGCGCUUGAAACAUUUGAUGUAGAGGCCAGAUCU
Brenthis ino (lesser marbled fritillary) is the source of this 471-nucleotide messenger RNA. The record is from the annotation of a GenBank genome assembly. Lineage: Eukaryota; Metazoa; Arthropoda; Insecta; Lepidoptera; Nymphalidae.